CAAAUAAAAACAUUUUUGUCAUUGUGAAUAUUUUUAAUUUGAGAAAUCUGAUGAAAAUAUAUACAGGAAAAAUAAUGGACGAGGACAUUUUAACCACACUGAAAAUACUCAUUAUAGGUGAAAGUGGUGUUGGUAAAUCAAGUAUUUUACUUAGAUUCAUUGAUGAUAACUUUGACCCUGACCAAACUUUAACCAUUGGCGUCGAUUUUAAAACAAAAAAGUUGACUGUUGAUGGUAACACUGUUAAAUUGGCAAUUUGGGAUACUGCUGGUCAAGAACGUUUCAGGACUUUGACACCAUCCUAUUACAGGGAUGCUCAGGGUGCAAUUUUAGUAUUUGAUGUGUCUAAUUAUUCCACAUUCUCUAGACUUGAAACUUGGUUGAAUGAAUUAGAUACUUACUCUACUAAAAGUAACAUUGUGAAAAUGAUUGUGGGGAAUAAAAUUGAUAAGGAAAAACGAAAAGUUUCUAGGGAGGAAGCAAUGAAUUUUGCCCGGCGUCAUCAAACACUAUACAUUGAAGCUAGUGCUAAAACUAGGGAUGGGGUCAAUACUGCUUUUGAGGAAUUAGUUUAUAAGAUCAUACAAACGCCAGGUCUAUGGGAGUCUUUUAAAUCUAAACUACAACUGGAUAGUAAAGAUCAUCCCUCAAAUUCUAGUAACUGUUCAUACUGCAGUGUAAUUUAACGAAAGGAAUUUAAAUUUUGUGAUAUUGUGUUAUAGGGCUUUUCUAAAAAGUUUUUAUAUUAUACAAAAAAAUAUUGUUCAUGAUUGAAAUAUGAAUCAAUUAUGAACAAUAUAUGUAACAAUUUGACAUAUUUUGCAUUGGUGCAUUUCCUGGAAUAAUCAAUUUCACCAAGUUGAGUUAUUCUACAAACAAUAAAGAAAGUAUAACAUUAAUUUGUAAGGAAUACAAAAUCUACAUAGGUAUGCAAUAGGCUUGUUUGGCUUUCUUAUUGGAAAAGUGGUGUAACAAAGCAUUUAUAUAUCUGUAAUAUAUGUUUAGUUAUAAAUAAAUCAUGAUUUUUCUUGAAUAAAGUAACUUUUAUUAAAUUA
Messenger RNA from Coccinella septempunctata (seven-spotted ladybird), 1055 nucleotides. Its product is annotated as ras-related protein Rab-18-B-like. The transcript has 4 exons. NCBI's taxonomy places the organism in Eukaryota, Metazoa, Arthropoda, Insecta, Coleoptera, Coccinellidae. The record is from RefSeq and is a predicted model, not a curated record. Gene Ontology annotation, molecular function: GTP binding; GTPase activity. Bases 51 to 686 code for a protein of 211 amino acids.